This is a messenger RNA of Platichthys flesus (European flounder), 2199 nucleotides long. RefSeq names its product torsin family 2, member A (gene tor2a). NCBI's taxonomy places the organism in Eukaryota, Metazoa, Chordata, Actinopteri, Pleuronectiformes, Pleuronectidae. The record is from RefSeq and is a predicted model, not a curated record. The coding region runs from base 90 to 1025 and encodes 311 amino acids. The transcript has 5 exons. Gene Ontology annotation, molecular function: ATP hydrolysis activity; ATP binding. Gene Ontology annotation, cellular component: endoplasmic reticulum lumen; nuclear envelope.
UCCUCCUCACACUGUUACAUGUUUCUCCGUGUCUUCCGGGAAGAAGGAGAAACUACAAACUGAGCGGUGGUCGCUGGAGCAAGUCCAACAUGGUGCUCGUCCGCUGUGCGCUGUUUUUAUUCCUCUGCAACCCGGUGUGCGCAGUUUUCCAGAAACUCUACUGCGCCCUUUCAGAAAGCUGCGACUGCGACUUCAGACCGCGCAUCAGAGACUUGGAGUGGGACCUCUACAAGAAUGUCUACGGUCAACACCUGGCCCAGGACAUCGUGUCAGAGGCGGUGGCCAGUUUCCUCCAGAAUAAAAACCCCGAUCGCCCCCUGGUGCUGUCCUUCCACGGCUCCUCUGGGACAGGGAAGACACUGGUCAGCUCCAUGCUGGGAACUCAUCUGUAUGGCUCAGCUAUGAGCAGCCCAUUUAUCCACCAGUUUGUUCCAACGCUGCACUUCCCAAUCCCUCAGCGGGUCAAUGAGUACAGGGAGGAGUUGAAGCUCUGGGUGCAGGGGAACCUGACGGAGUGCGCACGCUCCAUCUUCCUGUUUGACGAGAUGGAGAAGAUGCCUUCAGGCCUCAUCGAUGUCCUGGAGCCCUUCCUCGGUCCUUCUCACGUCGUGUUCCGCACCAAUUACCGCAAGGCCAUCUACAUCUUCAUCAGCACCACAGGAGAGGAGGUGAUAAACAGACUGAGUGUGGAGAACCGUCGGGCUGGACGGGACCGAGAGGAGAUCAGGUUGUCCGACCUGCAGGACGACAUCGCACAGUCGGUCUACAACGACACCUCAAGCGGCUUCUUCCACUCCAGCAUCAUCCAGCAGAAGCUCAUCACCCGCUUCGUCCCCUUCCUGCCGCUGAGCCGCCGCCACAUCGAGCGCUGCGUCCGCUCGCAGCUCUGCCAGCAGGACCGGUGUGGCCGCAGUGACGUGGUGGAGGCAGUGGGGGGCGACAUGGUUUACACUCCCGCUCCGGGACAAUACUUCUCCACCACCGGCUGUAAGGCCGUCUCCGCCAAAAUCAACAUGUUCCUGUGAGUCGGAGUGUUGACUUUCUUUUUUAAUGACUGACAGGGAAACUCCCCCUGAGGUGAAAAACAGAACUUUACGUUUGCCUAGUUUCUGCCACGUGGAGGUCAGAGGUCAAAGCAGCGGAGAUUCACAGUGGAGGAGGCCUCCAGCGCUUUAACCAAACAGGAGAGUUUGUUCCCUGAGCUUUGUUCAGCGUCUGAACCCGGGACACGUCUCCGUCUCUACCUCAAAAGGAGACAAAGGUUUCAGCUGCUGGCCGCUUUAGUGCCUUGCUCAUCUGUUGGCAUCCAACAGCUAAAGAAAGAGGCUCUGUCUUUUUGAUCUAUGAUGUGGUUUCUGCUUUGUGAUCAUAGUUUUAGAAAAAAAGAGUUUCCAUAAAGACUUUUUAACGUUUGAAAUAUUUAUUUAGCGAGAACUCCUUCGUGCUCCGGUGACAGACUUAGUUUGUUGUUUAAUAUUCGAGAGCGUUCAGAAGUGAACUCAUAAACUCUCAAAGCCUUAAACCUUAAAACGAUGGAACAAACUUGCAGCUUUGCAACAGAGACACAAAAAAUAUGGAGAAAAAAAAAAACAUGAUUCAUUUUAAAAAGAGAUGUGAAGUUAAGUCUGUGUCACUUCCUGUCAGAUCCAGGAAAUCAUGGAUAACUAUUUUAACUUAAAGCAAAAAUUAAGAACUUUUAGAAAUAAGAAAUCGUAUAUUUGAAACUUAAGGAUUUUUUGGGGGGAAUGAGAAAUAAGUCGAGUCAAACUGAGGUGAUGCUUUAAGAGAAAACUAUUUCUACGAACUAAAGGAAGAAGCUGGUGGAUUUGACUUCAGGCUCCAGUCUGGGUGCUCACAUGCACUUUAACCACCAGGGGGCAGUAGAGACUUACUUUUACCAAGCGAGGAAGAAGCUCUGCAGAACUUCAGCUGCAGCUCAUUGGUUUUUAUUUCAUUUAAAUGAGUUUUCAACAGUUUUGAUAUUUCUAAUGUAAACGUGUUGUAAACGGUGACAACACUGAAACUGCACUUUAUAACCUGGAGGCCUCUUGAUCCAGGACGAACACGUUGAGUCAUGAAGUUUACUUUAUUAUUACAACUAAUUUACAGGUGUUAAUUCUAUUGACUGCAUUAAAUUGUGACUGUAUGAAUGACUGCAGCAGCAAGUUGUCAAAUAAAAAACACAUCCAAUUAACAAGC